CCAGACAACAUUCAAGCAGCAGCCGUCAAUCUGUUUUAUCUUGCCAACCUGAUGCACGAUAUCACAUAUCAGUAUGGCUUCACCGAGUCUGCUGGCAAUUUCCAAAAUGAUAACUUUGGAAAAGGCGGUCAGGGUAACGAUGCGGUUAGCAUUAGUGUUUUGGACACUUCAAGUAACAACAAUGCCGGAUUUCACACUCCUGCUGAUGGACAACCGGGUCAAAUGAAAAUGUACCGAUAUACUACAUCCAGACCCAACCACAAUCCCGGUUUGGACAAUCAAGUCGUUGUACACGAAUAUGGUCACGGUGUUUCAAGUCGUUUAACUGGUGGAUCUGCAACAGCUGCAUGCUUGACUAACAGUGAGGCUCUGGGUAUGAGCGAAGGCUGGUCUGACAUGUUUGCUAUGAUCACAACUGCCAGAAAAACCCACAAAGCCGAUACUUCGAUUCCCUUUGCUAGAUACGCUUCAAAUCAGUUUGAUGGCAUGCGCACCCAUCCUUAUACGACUGACAUGAAAAUCAAUCCUUUGACUUAUGCCGAUCUCAAGAAUCGUAAAGAAGUUCAUGCUGCUGGUGAAGUGUGGGCAGCCAUGCUUUGGGAAGUCUACUGGAAUUUGGUCACCAAGAGUGGAUUCUCUACCAAUCUCCACGAUGCCCGAGGCACAUCUGGCAACAUUGUUACUAUGCAGAAUAUGAUUGGUGGAUUUAUGCACCAGCCAUGCAAUCCCAGCUUGGUCGAUGCUCGUGAUGCCUUUAUUGCAUCGGAUGUUUCCCACUACAAAGGUGCCAACAAGUGUGAGAUCUGGAAAGGAUUCGCCAAACGCGGCUUAGGAGUCAAGGCU
Batrachochytrium dendrobatidis JAM81 is the source of this 843-nucleotide messenger RNA. RefSeq lists its product as uncharacterized. Gene Ontology annotation, molecular function: metalloendopeptidase activity; zinc ion binding. The record is from RefSeq and is a predicted model, not a curated record. NCBI's taxonomy places the organism in Eukaryota, Fungi, Chytridiomycota, Chytridiomycetes, Rhizophydiales. The annotation marks the transcript as partial. The transcript has a single exon.